AUGGUAAGGCCACCCGUUGUUGCUGCAAAGAAAGGACAGUGGACUCCAGAUGAAGACAUCAAGUUGGUGAUUUACGUUCAGGAGCAUGGAGCAAGCAACUGGAGUCUUGUCCCUGAAAAUGCUGGAUUGAAGAGGAGCGGAAAAAGCUGCAGACUAAGAUGGGUGAAUCAUCUUCGUCCGGGUAUUAAAGUAGGAAAAUUUACUCAUGAAGAAGAGCUAAUAAUUAAACAUCAUCAUGCUCUGCUUGGCAACCGAUGGGCAGCUAUAGCCGCACACCUGACUGGUAGGACGGACAAUGACGUGAAAAACUACUGGUAUACCCAUAUGAAAAAGAAGCUGGAUAAAGUUGAUGGCCCUGUUGAUGAACCAACAAAGAACCCAGUUGCUCCUCCUUCCACCUUGGCUCUUGUUGCCGCUCCUCCUGCCGUGGCUCCUACUCUUCCUCCUACCCUGGAUCCUGCUGUCGCUCCUACCGUGGCUUCUGUUGCUCCUCCUACCCUGGCUCCUGCUGCGGCUCCUCCUACCGUGACUCAUGCUGUGACUAUUCCUGUCGUGACUCAUGCUGCGACUCCUGUUUUUGCACAUAGAUGUGUUCUUCCAACCCCGACUUUUGCUCAUGCUUCUGUUUUUGCACCAGACCGCGCAGUUUUUGACAACCCGCUCACCGCUCCGACUUCUAGUUUUGCGUCAGGACGUGCAAUUUUGGACUAUUCGUUCACUGCUCCGGCUCCUGCUCCAAAUUUUGUACGAGGACGUGAGGGUUUUAACUAA
Molecule: messenger RNA, 771 nt
Organism: Daucus carota subsp. sativus
Lineage: Eukaryota; Viridiplantae; Streptophyta; Magnoliopsida; Apiales; Apiaceae
Product: transcription factor MYB30
Exons: 3
Coding region: 1-771 (256 amino acids)
Source: RefSeq, a predicted model, not a curated record